Messenger RNA from Aedes albopictus (Asian tiger mosquito), 626 nucleotides. RefSeq names its product trafficking protein particle complex subunit 2-like protein. Lineage: Eukaryota; Metazoa; Arthropoda; Insecta; Diptera; Culicidae. Bases 185 to 601 code for a protein of 138 amino acids. Gene Ontology annotation, biological process: endoplasmic reticulum to Golgi vesicle-mediated transport. Gene Ontology annotation, cellular component: cytoplasm; TRAPP complex; nucleus. The transcript has a single exon. The record is from RefSeq and is a predicted model, not a curated record.
AUACGGUUUGGGCAAAAAACACUAAUGCACAAGGAGGGUUAUCCUGUGUUGAAUUAGGAGGAAAACCAUUAGUAAGCAACUUAUUCAGGUCAUCGACUAAAAUGUAGGCCACAUUUCUAGUUCUCAAAUCUAUUCAAGCUCUACUUUUUCUCUUCUUUCUUGUAGUACCCUCUAAGGACUAGAAAUGUGCGCUUGCGUGUCGAUUAUCGGCAAGGAAAACUCGCCGCUCUAUAUUGCAACGGCCAGCGCGGACAAGGAAAUCGAACUUCAGUAUCAGGUUCACGCAUCGCUCGAUGUGAUCGAGGAGAAAUGCUCCACCGGCCAGAAGCAAAGUGCCGAUGGGCGGGAGCUCUAUCUGGGCUUGCUGAACUCGACGGAGAUUUACAAAAUCUACGGAUACGUUACCAAUACCAAAGUGAAGUUUGUGAUCGUUAUCGAUUCGAGCAAUACUUCUUUCCGGGAGAACGAAGUGCGGAGUAUGUUUAGGAAUUUACACUCGCUCUAUACAGAUGCCGUGUGCAAUCCGUUCUACAUUCCCGGUGAACCGCUGACAUCGAAAACGUUCGAUAGAAAUGUUAGAAAUAUCAUCAAUACAAAUUAAAUAAAGAAUAAAGUAUAGAACAGGA